AUGCCGUUUUCGGCGCUGCCUAACGAGCUGGUGCUUGACACAGCCUCGUACCUAGACGACGCAUCCCUGAGUAGCCUCUCUGAAGUCAGCUGGCGAUACUACAGCUUACUUGAAGGCGAGAUCUUUAAGCGUGCCAAUGCGGAUCGGCCAAAGUCUACUCCGUCCACGGAUGUCUCUAACGUUGAAUUGGUUCCAGCAAUCGAGUGGGCUGUCGCGAACGAAAAGGUACUUCUAGUGCGAUAUCUCUUAGAUCACGGCGUCACGGGUAUAAACGCCAAAAAAAAUACCUGGGAUAUCUUCUGCAUCGUGGCAAGCAAAGGAUACGCCCAUAUCGACAUUACUUCUCUUUUCGUCCAGAAGGCUGGCGGACUUGGCUGGCUGGAGCCCACAGACGCAACCCGGAUUCUCCAUAACAUCCUUCCAAACAUGUUCUAUGUCAAGAAUGCUCACCUAAAGCCGCCAGGGUAUUCUGCUGUUUCUGCACUGAAGAAGCAGGAUGGCGGAUAUGACAAGGACCAGGGGCGAAAUGUUCGACGACACGACCCCGAUGGCUCCAAGACCGUGAAGCUUAUUGAACAGCUUUUGCGGACAUACGAUGCAGACCCGACCAGAUACUCCGGCGAAAAGUCGCCUCAAUUUGGCUCUUUCCUUCAUCGAACCGCUGAUUACCGCAUCUUCGAGCUGCUCAUCGAUUACGGAGCGGAUCUCGAAUGGAGCUCUAGCCUCCGUUGGCCAAUCAUUCACCAUCUGAUCUCGGAAAACUACAAAGACGACAGCACCCUCGUCCGCGCGGUGUUGGAAGCAGGCGCGGAUCCAAAUCAACUCUGGCGUGAGUGGGGCGCUAAGAGUGGCGGCGCGCUGCCACUUGGCCUUGCCAUACGCAAGGGGCUGUUUAGGGUAGCUAAGACUUUGGUGAAAUAUGGGGCCUCCACCGAUGUGCGAUACACACCUUAUGGCUACCACAACAUUGAAACAACUCCUUUGGUUGAGACCAUUCUAUUCAGUAAUGCGACUGCUCAACUCGAGCCUCAAUCGAAGUUCAUUGAAGCCCUGUUGGAAGCUGGGACCGAUAUUAACGACCGUGCUAUAAUUCAUGGCCGUUACGUCCUGCCGCUAGACGCGGCCGUGAUGAACCCGAGAGGAUAUAAGGAUCGUGUGGCACUCAUCCACAUGCUACUUUCUCGUGGUGCGGAUCCCGAGAAGAAAAACAAAGACGGUCGCAAUCUCACCCAACGCAUCAUGCAAUGGAAGGAGAGUGAUCACGCGAUUCGGAUGAGCGUCCUUAUCCAGAUCGCGUUGGAUCUGAAGCUUCCUUCAUUGCUGCCUGGAGAGUACGUCUUGCACGCUGCCUCUGAGGCCUUAGCAGACACCCUGGAAACCUACAAAAUCAGCAACAGUCGGUACUCCCUAGAGCGUCUCAACCGCUCUACAUCCAGUCACGAAACGCUGAAGAAAGUAUGGGCAACCUUCCAGCUUGUCUUUAUGGCGUACAAACGUAUCGCCAAACCUGAUGACAGCGUCGCUUCUACCGUCCACGACUUCUGGGACAAGAACCAUGCUAGAAUAAAGCGGCUCUUGGGGACUGCUACUCCUGCUGCGGUGUUGCCACUUCAAUUUGGGUUCUAG
Molecule: messenger RNA, 1626 nt
Organism: Mytilinidion resinicola
Lineage: Eukaryota; Fungi; Ascomycota; Dothideomycetes; Mytilinidiales; Mytilinidiaceae
Exons: 1
Coding region: 1-1626 (541 amino acids)
Molecular function (GO): protein binding
Source: RefSeq, a predicted model, not a curated record